Messenger RNA from Microthlaspi erraticum, 1425 nucleotides. The record is from the annotation of a GenBank genome assembly. Lineage: Eukaryota; Viridiplantae; Streptophyta; Magnoliopsida; Brassicales; Brassicaceae.
AUGUCUCAUUGUUUCAUAGGUGUUGGAUGGGUCAAAAUAGCAAAGAAGAGUCCAAAAUGGAGCAAAAAGAGUCAAAUCACCAAGUUCCCAAGUCUAGAGCACCAAAAUCUACAUUUCUCGCUAAAGACCAAACCGGAGCAUCCGAAGUACGACCGCAUAUUCAUGCCUUCCCGACGUCCAAAAGUCAUGAUUCUUAUAUGGAAAGAUAGAUAUUUGAGUCAUGACCCGCGGCGAAGUGGAAAGAGGUCAUUUGGAUCACUCGUUGGACCGGAACUUAUUUUCUACCAAGACAUGUCCGACGAGCGCCUAAGUAGAGCCCAUGGAGACUUUGAUGGAUCAAGAGGCCCGGAUACCGCGCCCAAGGCCUUGGCUCAUCUUGACACUAGCAUAACUCAAUCCAGAAGCUUCCAUUGGCCUGAACGCGGCCCAUUCAAGAACUUGGAGAGCAAGCUCAAGCGGCUAAAGAGAAAUGGAAACUUUCCUCUUCUGCGCGCGCUCAACUUUGCCGACCUAGACCCGCUCUCUACCUAUAUAUACUUGCUUUUAGCCUCUUGUAAUAAGAAUCACCAGCCGCAUAACAAGAAACACUUAUUCAAUAAAGUUCGGAGCCACUUAGGUGGUCUCCUUCUUCUUUCUUUUCUUCUUUUGCAUUUGUACUUGGAGAUGAAUCACAACACCAACAUCCACUUUGGGAACCGGACACUGAUCCCACACGAUCUCCACGGCCGGAGUUACCAAGACCCAGCCGUAAGCAUCGUGCCACAUCCGUUCCCUCCCAACCGCGCUCAUCCGACGUUUGAAGGACCUAGCCGAGACGAGCAUCAUUACCAUCAUCAUCAAAACCGACCUCCGGUUUAUCAUCAACCACCUAGACCAGUGUUGCAUUCACACCACGACCAUGUUCUCAAUAGGCGGAGAGAUAGCCAUUUCGAUGCCGUGCUUGAGGGUUUCAUGGAGAGCCAAAGAAAAACUAGCCGCGACAUUGAGACAAAGCUAGAGUUCACGCGAUACGAACUAGAUGGAAGACUUGGAGAACUCUCUACCCAAAUAGAGAGAGUAGAGUCAAGAUGCUUGGACAUGGAGGAAGAUUUGAAGAAGCAAGGCGAGGCCAUUGAAGACAAUAGGAGAGCGAUACACUUUACCAAAGUUUCUACCAAGGAGAUGGACAAUCACUUAGAUGAGAAGAUCACAAGUCUUGAUAACAACCUCGAUGGCACCACCAAGAGUCUCAAUUCAAUAACAGCAGUAGCUCAUCAAGCUAAGAGGGAGGUAGCCGAAGUAACCCUAAAGGAGAGGCAAUGUUACUCGACGAUGCUUACAUUGGUGGAAGGGCAAAAACAAGUGAAGGCACAAAUCCGAGAUUUACACAUCUCUCUAGACAAGAGGAGCCAAGUGAUGAUAGGAUUUUAUGUGGAUGUGAUAUGA